UUACUAAUGUGACGUUUUACUUGUUUAUUGGUUCUUCUUGAAAAUUAACAGAAAAAACGUCCAGUAGUAAAACGUUGAGUAUUCUGUUCUGUUUCAUCUAUGUAACCUUUCGCGCCUCUUUUCUAAUUUGUAAAAACAAAAUAUUCUGAAAUAUUGUUGUUGUAAGAUAUUUUAAAUAACUUCAAAAUGCCUCGUGAAAUGAUAACUCUUCAACUUGGGCAAUGUGGUAAUCAAAUUGGUUUUGAAUUUUGGAAGAAACUUUGUGCUGAGCACGGUAUUAAUCCUGAUGGAGUUUUGGAAGACUUUGCUACUGAAGGAACAGACCGGAAAGAUGUAUUCUUUUAUCAGGCAGACGAUGAACAUUACAUUCCGAGAGCAGUGCUCCUGGAUUUGGAACCUCGAGUGAUACACACAAUAAUGAAUUCACCUUAUGCUAAGCUGUAUAAUCCUGAAAAUAUUUAUUUAUCAGAAGCUGGAGGAGGAGCUGGAAACAAUUGGGCUGUUGGAUACACCCAAGGUGAAAAACUAUACGAGGAGAUUUUUGAUAUAAUUGAUCGUGAGGCAGAUGGGAGCGAUAGUUUGGAGGGAUUCAUUUUAUGCCAUUCAAUAGCUGGUGGAACUGGAUCUGGAAUGGGCUCCUACAUGUUAGAAAGAAUAAAUGACAGAUUUCCAAAAAAGUUAAUUGAAACUUACUCAGUCUUUCCAAAUCAAGAUGAAAUAAGUGACGUCGUUGUUCAACCUUAUAACUCUUUACUGACAUUAAAGAGAUUGACACAGAAUGCAGAUUGUGUUGUGGUGUUAGAUAAUACAGCCUUAAAUCGAAUUGCUGUGGAUAGACUUCAUAUUACUAAUCCAAGUUUCGGUCAGAUAAAUUCUUUGGUUUCUACAAUCAUGUCAGUCAGCACUGCCACUUUGCGCUAUCCUAGCUACAUGAAUAACGAUCUAAUAGGCUUACUCGCUCCUUUAAUUCCGAUGCCUCGCUUACAUUUCUUGAUGACUGGAUAUACUCCUCUCACUACAGAUCAAGAGGUUGCAAGUGUGAGAAAAACCACAGUUUUGGAUGUGAUGCGACGGUUGUUGCAGCCGAAAAAUAUGAUGGUUUCUACCGCUUAUGAUCGAAACUCUAGUCAUUGUUAUAUAAGCAUUUUGAAUAUCAUUCAAGGGGAAGUAGAUCCAACACAGGUUCACAAAAGUCUUAUGAGAAUUAGAGAAAGGAAACUUGCACAGUUUAUUCCUUGGGGUCCUGCUAGUAUACAAGUAGCUCUUUCACGCAAAUCGCCUUACAUACCUACAGCACAUCGCGUCAGUGGGCUAAUGUUGGCUAAUCACACUAGCAUUUCAUCAUUAUUUGAAAGGACUCUGAAACAAUAUGACAAACUGCGAAAAAGGGAGGCUUUCCUCGACCAAUUCAGAAAGGAGGCGAUGUUUCAGGAUAAUUUAGAUGAGUUGGAUGACUCAAGAGAAACAGUUCAGCAGCUCAUCAAUGAAUAUGUUGCUGCCACAAAGAAAGAUUAUCUCACUUGGGGGAUGGAACAGACUGAAAGGGAAACUCCAUAAUUUGUUUCUAAGAUGAAGACAAAAGUUCUAUUGCAGUAGAGAAUUUUUUGCUGAAAUUUAUAAGCCAUGCAGUGAGACAUAAAAUCUACAUCUUUGCAUUUAUGAAACGUUAUUUUUCGUGUAAAAUAACCUGAAACAGUAUUUAAAAUGCACUCUUUAUUAUAUAUUACACAAUAUACUUUUUGCAUACCUGCCAAGUCUUCCAUUUUUUAACGAAGACUCGUGUAUUUUAUUACUAUUUCCUGUUCACCCCUAUAUUCUCUAACUUCUCUGUAUUUGUUGAAGAAAUAAAAAUAAAAUAAAAAUUUUUGCCAAUAGAAUAUCUACUGAUGUCAAAAACACUCUUCUUAUUCCUCAACAGAUGGUGCUAUUUCCAGUACUGCAGUAUGUUGAGUGUUAAUAGUUUAAGUGAUUAUAAAUAAUGGUUUAAAAAAUCUUCUUUGGAUUAGGAUUUAUAUACGUAUGUUUUACUUUGCUAAAUGUAAGUGCUUUAAUUUAUUUUCAAUUUCUCUUUUUGAUUCACAUAAUUUUGUGUGACGUAUCAAAAUUUUACUCGUAGUCUAAAAAAUGGCGCUAGUAAAAUCUCCAUAAUUAUAUUUCUCCUAUGUUGGCAGGUAUGUUUUUGUCUAAGUACAUAAUUUAAAAAGUUUUAUGUGCUAAAAUAAUUGCAUAUUUUGUGUAGAAAAGUUAUUUGGAAUAAAUAUAAAAGUUACUGUGCUGUGGUUGUAACCCAUAAGUAAGUAAAUAUUUUUGAUUCGAUAAGUUAAUUUAAAAGUUUAGUAUUAUUUAGGAUUGUAUAAUAUUUGUGAAAAUUGUAAAUGCAUAUCUCAUUAAGAAGUCCCAGAAUAGAGGGUGCGUAGUGU
Molecule: messenger RNA, 2420 nt
Organism: Parasteatoda tepidariorum (common house spider)
Lineage: Eukaryota; Metazoa; Arthropoda; Arachnida; Araneae; Theridiidae
Product: tubulin gamma-1 chain
Biological process (GO): microtubule nucleation; cytoplasmic microtubule organization
Cellular component (GO): microtubule; gamma-tubulin complex
Molecular function (GO): GTP binding
Source: RefSeq, a predicted model, not a curated record